Messenger RNA from Loxodonta africana (African savanna elephant), 4850 nucleotides. RefSeq names its product NFAT activating protein with ITAM motif 1 (gene NFAM1). The record is from RefSeq and is a predicted model, not a curated record. Gene Ontology annotation, biological process: B cell receptor signaling pathway; regulation of B cell differentiation; positive regulation of cytokine production. Gene Ontology annotation, cellular component: membrane raft. Gene Ontology annotation, molecular function: transmembrane signaling receptor activity. NCBI's taxonomy places the organism in Eukaryota, Metazoa, Chordata, Mammalia, Proboscidea, Elephantidae. Bases 54 to 794 code for a protein of 246 amino acids. The transcript has 6 exons.
GCCUCUGUGGCGGUGGGUCCGCCCUGGACCCCCGGCGCCCACGCGGCCCACUCAUGACCUCCGGGCUCCUGGGUUUGCUCCUGUUCUCCUGGACCCUGCAGAUGGGAGGAGAGCAGUCGGUGACCCACACUGGCCCUCCCAUUGUGGUCUCCUUGGCCAACAAGGUCAUUUCCUUUGGCUGCAAAAUCACCUACCUAUACACUCCAAAAUAUAAGAGCUUCAUAGUCCUCUACUACUACGUAGACCGCCAGAACAAGUAUAGUCCUAAGAAGCUUAUUGACUGCCAACCCAGCCAGGGCACAGAGAACCAGACCCACACUGUGGAGUGCCAGGUCACCCCUGAGCUGCCGGAUUCGUCAGCCACUGGCACCUACUACUGCUCCGUCCGGUGGCAACACAUCACAAAGGAUGGCAACGGCACCUUCAUCCUGGUCCGAGACUCAGGGUACCGAGAGCCCCCGCAGGGCUCCCAGGACUCCCUGCUCUUUGGCUUCACUAGCCUUCUGACCCUCCUGAGUGUCCUGGGCACAGCUCUGCUGCUCUGGAAGAAGAAACAGGUGCAGGUUCCAAGGAAGCAGCCGGUCCGGAAAUGCCAGGACCCGAGGUCGGCCAGCAGCCCCAAGCAGCCUCCAUGUGAAUCCAUCUACACCGACCUGCAGCGCCGUGAGACCGAGGUCUACGCCUGCAUCGAGGGUGAGGCCAACAGCCCACCCUUCUCGAGGAGCCCUUUCUCCCAGGAGGGACUAAACAUAUCUGAAGAUGGAGAGUUUGGCCUGGUCUAUGAAAAUCUCUAGGGCUGAGGUCUUACCCUGGGUCAGAAGCACUGGGCAACUCCUCCUUUCAAAGCGCUGGAUCAGUGCCAGCAAGAAGGCCCCAGGGGCACCCCACUGCCUCACCCCAAUUCCAAGCCUUCCUACCUCGGCCUGUCCCGCACCCCCAUUCUGCACCCUGGCCACGCCCGUGGAGUGUUCUGCUUCUUCAUACCUUGCCCGGGCUAUUUCCUCGGCCAGACGGGCUCUUCCUCCCUGGCCUAGUGGGCAAAGCGCUGGUCAGUCUCCAAGGGCCUUCCUGGACUUCACCUGUUCCCUGGGCCCUCCUCACCCUCUCACACUCCACAGGUGGUGUCCACCAUGGCUCUCUUGGUGCCAGCCUGUGCCACGGCCUCUUGUUUGGUGUGUCCCACCCCCAAGGCGGACUGUGAGCUCUGGCAGGGCACCUUGUGGUCAGUGCUGUGUGCGUUAGCAUGGGGGAGAGGGUGAAUAAACCAGUGGCUACGCAGAUGGUCCCACCUCCCUGUCAGUGCACCCAGGCCAGAAGCACAGGAUGGCCAUGCCGGGAGUGAGCAGGGGGCUGGCGGGGGAGGCUGUGGAGUCCAGGCACCAGGAGCAAUGCAGAGGCUGGGCCAGGCGCAGGGCCAGAUCUGAGGGCAAGGGGGUAGUGGUCGUUGCGCUGGGGGCCUGGAACAGGGAGGGCCCAGGCACCCUCAGUGAGGAAGGAGGUCCUGUAACGAAAUCCCACAAGCGGGUGGCUUUAAACAGCAGGAAUGUAUUGUCUCACAGUUCUGGAGGCUGGAAGUCCCAAUCCAGGGCGUCGGAGGACCAUGCUGUCUCUGGAGGCCCUAGUGUCUUCUAGCUUCUGGUGGCCCCAGGCAUUCCUUGGCUUGCAGCUGCAGUGUCACAUGGCUGUCUUCCCCGGUGUCUGUUCUCCUUUUUUAUAAAGACAUCACUCAUAUAGGAUUAGAAUUUACCCUAGUCCAGUGUGACUUCAUUUUAAUUUAAUUGAUAACAUCUUCAAAGACCUUGUUUCUAAACAAAGUCACAUUCACACGUACCAGGCGCAAAGACAUCAACAUCUUUUAGGAGGACACAAUUCAGUCCAUAACACCCGGAUAUCUUUAUUUUGAGGGGGUGGGGGAGGGAGGGUACUGGCUAAAAAGGGCAUCAAUGGCCCGAAGCUCUCCCCUACCCCAGCAAGAACUCCAAGGUGGUCUGUCAUCAGCCUGCCCCCCUACACUUACUAUGCCAACUCUCUUCUGGCCUCCUACCAUACUCAGGACCUCUGCUGCUCCUCCUUCCACCCAAGCCCCAGCCCCCUAGAAUCCCUCCAGCUGGCCAUCCUGACCCACCCACCUGCCACUACCCUCCAUGCCUACUCCUCCAUCCUUACUGCCCACCACCUUGACCCUUGCCCCACGUAGACCAGUCCCUUCCCACCUGGACCUGUGUGGUGCCUGAGGCCACCUCUCCCCCAUCACGGUCUAGCUGCAGGGCUUGGUGCUCAGAGCUCCCUGGGUGGGCAGGGGGGCCCCUUCACAUUGUGAAGACAGGACAAUGGCUCCUGGUCCCUUGGCGCCUGGAGUGGAGCCAUUUCUGUUGGUUAGAACACUCACAUUACCGCUCAUCUUACCCUAUAGCAGCCCUAAGUCCUAAGGGGAAUCCCAUUUCACAGGCGGAGGGGGCUAGGGGUAGGGUCGCCCGGGCUGUCUGGCCCGUCCCCUCCAGGGCAGGUGCUAAAAGAGCGUUCUGGAACUUACCUCCCUCCCACAAUCCCUCCUCUGCUUUUCUGAUUUGUGAAAUAGGCAGGUAAGUCCUCCCUCCCUGCAUUGCCCCAGGGGACCCAGAGAUGCCCCUGCACCCAAACCCCAGAUGUGCCCAGGGAGGGCAGGAAACCCCAAGCGCAGGCCCCAAGCCUGGCCCCCAAGCAGCCCCAGGCCACCAGCUCUUGGGGCAGCACCCAAAGGUCUGCAGGUUGGGCCCCUCCCUGCAGGGAGAGAAGGGCUGGGAGAGGGUGGGCAGGCAGGACAGACCAAACCCCAGAAAUCCCCAGAGCCCCUCCGCUCAGGCGGUCUCGGGCCUCCCUGGCCCACGCACUGGCCUCUGGCCUCCCCAGUGGGUCUGGGCCCAGGCUGGGCGUGCACAACCAGAAGAGCCCUUGGCGGGGUUACAGGGUUAUGUGGAGAGCAGGGCUUUGAAUUGGUUCAUUCUGGUUUAACCCCCCGCUGAGAAUUUGCAUUUCCACCCCAGAUAUACUGAAUCAGAAUCUACAUUCUAACAAGAUCCCCAAGUGGUUCUUAAAAAACAAAACCAAACCUGUCACCGUAGAGUCGGUUCCAGCUCAUAGCGACCCUAUAGGACAGAGCAGAACUGCUCCAUAGAGUUGCCAAGGACCGCCCGGUGGAUUCCAACAGUCGACCUUUUGGUUAGCACUUAAACACUACGUCACCAGGAUUUCCAGGUGUUUCUUAUGGAUGAUAAAUUUUGAGACCCAGUGCUUUACUAGUGGCUCUUAGAAUGGGUCCCUAGCUAGCAGCAUUAGCAUCACCUGGGAACUUGUUAGAAAAACAAAUUCUCAGCAGGGGGUUUGAACCAGAUCUAACUGGUUAGAAGCCCUGGUGGAGACGGCUGGCUCUCGAGAGGCUGGACCUUAAUUGCCCCAGGUCUGUUUUGGGAGGUGAAGCUGCCUCUCACAGAGCUGCUGCCCAGGUUCCUCCCUCUGACAGCCUUGCAGGGGUGCAGGGAGGCCAGGUAGGGGAACAGUGUCAGCAGAAUGCAGUGACCACCGUCUCCCCACUCCCAGAAAGCUGGAGCCAGGAAACCUGCAUCCACUACCUCCUGGCUUCUCUGUCCUCAGCCUGGGUCCCUGACCACCACUAGGAGUCAGCUUCUCCUGCCUGACCCAGGGGAGUGGUGGAGACUGGUGGGGCUGCCCCGACUCCCCACCCCUACCCUGGCCUAGGCCCCACCACCUCGCUGGACACAUGCAUCAGUCUCCUCCUUCCUACAGCUGUCCACCCCCCACAAUCUCCACAAAGCGGCGGAGGGGUCCUGGCAAAACCUAAGUUGGGUCACAUCCUUCCCCUGCUCAGAACUUUCCACCAUCCCCCUCACUUGGAACAAAACUCCAUUUCCUUCCUGGGGUCUCAGGGACUGCCUGUUGGCUGUCACUCCUCCCUGUCACCCUUCUGUGGACACAGAUGUUGCCAGUGUGGUAGCCUGGCCUGGUGCAGAGGGCAGGAAGCCAGGGGGUCUGUAGUGAGCAGGAGAGAGGCAGAGAGGAGGAGGAGGGUGUGGGUGGAAGGGCAGGACACUCUGAGGGGCCUUGACACAAGGUGGGGCGGAGGCAGAAUCUGGAGCCCCCAGACACCCUGUUCCCCCGCCCUGGGACUGAGAGCUGAAGGGCGGGGUCAGAUAGCAGUAGAGGGGGCGGAGCCCCUUGAGGGCAGGCUGGAGUCUGACUCUGAAUGGGUGGAGGAGAGAGGAAGGGAGCCUGGGUUUCCACUGACAAACCCCAUGGUGGUGCUCAGAGGACAUGCAUUUCCUCCAUGAGGGGCAGGAGAGAGGUCACCCGGCCACCCUGGGAGGUGGAAACCCCAACCUGCGGCCACAACUCUGCCUACCUCUGUCCCCAAGGAUGCACCAGGUAGGCAGAACAAGGGUGGGGCCAGGGCAGGUAGAAGGGUGGGGUGGAGCUCUGGGCCAGGAGGAGCCAGGGAGGGCUGAGGGGGAGAAGCUAAAACAGCAGAGAGUGUGCCAGGGAGAAGGCUUGAGUCCCGGUGAAGGAGACUUGGUCCUGGAGGAGGCUUGCUGGCGGCGAAGUCGAGGCAAGCCUGUGAGGGACAGGCCUCAGGCACUACUUGCUUCUGUCUGGACCCCACCCCAGCGUCCCACGCAGAGGGACAGACCUGUGUCUCAGGGUCUUAACAGGUGCUUCCCUUGGUCUGGCUGGCCCUUGCCCUGACUGGGAAUUUCUCAGUGGAACCUGCCCUGCCCUCCCAGGCCCAGCCACCUUCUUCUGAGCCUCAGGGCAUCUGAAAGGUUUAAAAAAAAAAAAAAAAAAACAGCAGUCACCCC